GGAUUAUAGUCAACUGUGAAGCAGAACAAAAAAAAUUAUUCUUGGUUGAAGUGUCCUUGUCUUGGUAAAAUAUGAUUAAUUUACAUAAAACGAAAAAGGCAUGGGUUGAAUAAAAGUGAUGUUAUAUUUAGUUAGGAUAGUAACAGUAAUUGGUGUGGAUUCGAAAAAGAUGAAGGUUUGGAGAUGGGUGGUGAGUUUGAUGUUAGUGGGGUUACUGCCCGUGUCAACAAUGGGUCGAUUCGUGGUGGAGAAGAACAGCCUGAGAGUGACAUCGCCGGAGAAAAUAAGAGGGACACACGACAGUGCCAUUGGCAACUUCGGAAUACCUCAAUACGGUGGUAGCAUGGCCGGGAACGUAAUUUACCCUAAGGAUAACAAAAAGGGUUGCAAAGAGUUCGAUGAGUUCGGGAUUUCCUUCAAAUCAACCCCCGGUGCUCUUCCCACCAUUGUUCUACUCGAUCGCGGAAGUUGCUUCUUUGCUUUGAAGGUCUGGAAUGCCCAGAAGGCUGGUGCUUCUGCUGUUCUUGUUGCCGACGAUGUUGAGGAGCCCUUAAUUACUAUGGACACCCCUGAGGAGGAUGGCUCUUCCGCCAAAUAUGUGGAGAACAUAACUAUACCCUCUGCUCUCGUCGGAAAAAGUUUUGGUCUAAAAUUAAAGGAUGCCUUUAGUGGUGGCGAUAUGGUCAACUUAAACCUUGAUUGGAGAGAGUCUGUUCCUCACCCCGAUGAUCGCGUCGAGUAUGAGUUGUGGACCAACAGCAAUGAUGAGUGUGGUGUUAAGUGUGAUAUGCUCAUGGAAUUUGUCAAGGAUUUCAAGGGUGCAGCCCAGAUUCUAGACAAAGGCGGUUACACUCAGUUUACACCCCAUUAUAUUACUUGGUACUGUCCUCAUGCUUUCACUUUGAGCAAGCAGUGCAAGUCUCAGUGCAUAAAUCACGGUAGAUACUGUGCUCCGGAUCCUGAGCAAGACUUCACCACAGGUUAUGAUGGCAAAGAUGUCGUUAUUGAAAAUUUAAGGCAGCUAUGUGUUUUCAAGGUGGCAAAUGAAACCGAAAAGCCUUGGGUGUGGUGGGACUAUGUCACUGAUUUUCAAAUUAGAUGCCCCAUGAAGGAGAAGAAGUACAAUAAGGAAUGUGCAAAUGCUGUUAUUAAAUCACUGGGUCUCAAUACGGAAAAGAUUGAAAAGUGCAUGGGAGAUCCAGACGCCGAUACUGAUAAUCCUGUUUUGAAAGAAGAGCAAGAUGCCCAAAUUGGAAAGGGAUCGCGAGGUGAUGUUACCAUAUUGCCUACUCUUGUGGUCAAUAAUCGACAAUAUCGAGGAAAAUUGGAGAAAGGUGCUGUUCUAAAGGCUAUAUGUUCUGGGUUUGAGGAAACUACUGAACCAGCUGUUUGCUUGAGCAGUGAUGUGGAGACAAAUGAGUGUUUGACAAACAAUGGUGGUUGUUGGCAGGAUAAAGCAGCUAACAUCACUGCAUGCAAGGAUACAUUCCGUGGGAGAGUAUGUGAAUGCCCUCUGGUUGAUGGUGUACAAUUCAAAGGAGAUGGUUAUACAACUUGUGAAGCAAGUGGACUUGGGCGUUGCAAGAUAAAUAAUGGAGGCUGUUGGCAUGAUGCUCAAAAUGGACAUGCAUUUUCUGCUUGUUUGGAUAAUGGAGGGGUCAAAUGCCAGUGUCCCACAGGGUUUAGAGGUGAUGGUGUAAAAAAUUGUCAAGAUAUAGAUGAAUGCAAAGAGAAGAAGGCUUGUCAGUGCCCUGACUGUAGCUGCAAGAAUACUUGGGGAAGCUAUGACUGCAGUUGUAGUGGAGAUCUUCUGUAUAUGAGGGACCACGAUACCUGCAUAAGUAAAACUGGCAGUCAGGGAAGAUCUACCUGGGCUGCUUUUUGGUUGAUUUUACUUGGCGUAGUUAUGAUUGCUGGUGGGGCAUUCCUUGUGUACAAGUACAGAAUAAGGCAAUACAUGGAUUCAGAAAUCAGAGCAAUCAUGGCGCAAUAUAUGCCCUUGGACAGCCAAGCAGAAGUUCCAAAUCAUGUCAAUGAUCAAAGAGCAUGAAGGCAAAAAUGGGCCAAUCCCUUGGAAUUUCACGGCAGGCAGCAUGGGUGUGACUUUUCCUGUGCCAUUUUGAACUCUGGUCAUUGAACUUAAUAGACUGUAUCCUAUGGACAGUGGAAAAGAUCGACAUUUAGAAUGUUGUCCUGCAUGUUUCUUUUUGGGGAUUGGAAAUGUAGCAUUUUGUAUACUUGGAAGGGCAGACUAUGUCUGUGUCUGUGGUACUAUUUCACUAGAUUCUGCCAGACAUCUUGUUCCACGCACAAGAUCGUAACUUAUCGUGCUGUAAUACAUGCAAGUUAACGUCCUAAUGUUGUUCCAUUGC
Molecule: messenger RNA, 2372 nt
Organism: Glycine soja
Lineage: Eukaryota; Viridiplantae; Streptophyta; Magnoliopsida; Fabales; Fabaceae
Product: vacuolar-sorting receptor 1
Exons: 12
Coding region: 119-2050 (643 amino acids)
Molecular function (GO): calcium ion binding
Source: RefSeq, a predicted model, not a curated record